AAACGGACCGCGAGCCGAGCCGAGCCGGUAAAUUAAGCCACUAAGGCCAAUAAUGACAUCGACAAAGCAGCUUCACGCGCUCAUCCCGGCGACCUGCCUCCUACACUCGCGGCUCAUUCGGCCGGCGCUCUCCUCCCACCGACGCGACCUCUCUCUUAACACCUCUCUCUCUCCUCCUCCUCACAAAACCAACCACAACCCCAAACCCCCCAAUUUCACAGCUCCGUUCCCGAUGGGCGACCUAACGGAAUCCUCACUCACGCCGUCAACCACCACCCCCAAUUCCUCCUCAAACCCUAGGCCCAUGCCCGUCCGCGAGGACUGCUGGAGCGAAGACGCCACCUCGACUCUCAUCGACUCCUGGGGCCGCCGUUACCUCGAGCUCAACCGCGGCAACCUCCGCCAGAAGGACUGGCAGGAGGUCGCCGACGCCGUCAACGCCCUACACGGCCACACCAAGAAGACGCACCGUACGGACGUCCAGUGCAAGAAUCGAAUUGAUACUAUCAAGAAGAAGUACAAGGUCGAGAAGGCUAGGGUUUCUGGAGGAUUGACCUCUUCCUGGCCUUUUUUCGAUCGCCUCGACGCUCUCAUCGGAUCUAACGUCAAGAAGCCCUCGCCGUCGUCGCUCUCGCCUUCGCCGCCGGUCGCGGUUCCGCUGCCGCUGGCGUACCGGAAGCCGUCUCCGGCGAGGCCGGUCGUGACGGCCGUGGCUCUGCCGCAGAAGAGGUCGGCGUCCGCGGCGGCGAUGAACGAGGGGUUCUUCAGGAUGAAUUACUCGGCGGUCGCUGCUGCGGCGGCGGCGGAGAACGACGACGACGACGACGACGACGACGAAGAGGAUGAGGAAGAUAACGACGACGGGGAUGAGGAGGCGGAGGUGGAGAGGGAGAGGGAGAGAGACAGCGACGGCGAGAUUGGAGGCGGCGGCGGAGGAGAAGGGUUGAAGAGAUUGGCGAGGGCAAUAGAGAGGUUUGGGGAGGUGUAUCAGAGAGUGGAGGCUGAGAAGUUGAGGCAGAUGGUGGAGUUGGAAAAGCAGAGAAUGCAGUUUGCUAAGGACUUGGAGGUUCAGAGAAUGAGGAUGUUCAUGGACACACAGGUCCAGCUGGAGCGGAUCAAGCACGGCAAGCGACCCGGCUCUAAUGAUAUUUAUAGCUAGCCAUUUGCAAGAGUCCUGUAAUGGUACAUGCGAAGCAUAUGUAGUAUCUUCUUGAUUGAGUACAUAUUGUUCCAGCUGAUACUGGCCUUGGAGAAAGCUUCUGGCACAACAUUCCCAAGUGACUUUGGUUCUUCUUAACCUGGCUUUUGUUCCUUCUACUUAUUAUUAUCAUGUUGGGUUUUUGGCAGCUGUACUUGGCCUCAGAUUGGUCCAAUGACUUUGCUUUUUCCGCUGUAAUAGCUUUCUAGCUGUACUUAAGAACAAAAUCUAGUUUCCUUGUGACACAGAAAAGUAGGCUAGGCAAGUGAUGCAUCCGGGACAGCAUGGUUUCAACUUUAACAUUUAGUUGGUAUAACUAUCCCCUUAAGUAAUACCACCGAUGUUAGUUCCUGUUGUUAGAUGUUGCUCAAGCCUGUGAUGAUUUGUACAUUCUCUUCCA
Messenger RNA from Rosa rugosa (rugosa rose), 1598 nucleotides. RefSeq names its product trihelix transcription factor ENAP1-like. The coding region runs from base 53 to 1159 and encodes 368 amino acids. Gene Ontology annotation, cellular component: nucleus. Gene Ontology annotation, molecular function: transcription cis-regulatory region binding. The transcript is spliced from 2 exons. Lineage: Eukaryota; Viridiplantae; Streptophyta; Magnoliopsida; Rosales; Rosaceae. The record is from RefSeq and is a predicted model, not a curated record.